Messenger RNA from Naegleria fowleri, 1872 nucleotides. RefSeq lists its product as uncharacterized. Gene Ontology annotation, cellular component: nucleus. The record is from RefSeq and is a predicted model, not a curated record. Bases 1 to 1872 code for a protein of 623 amino acids. Gene Ontology annotation, biological process: DNA recombination; DNA replication; DNA repair. Gene Ontology annotation, molecular function: DNA binding. The transcript has a single exon. Lineage: Eukaryota; Heterolobosea; Eutetramitea; Acrasida; Naegleriidae.
AUGACAAAACUAGACCGAUGCAUUGCCUCUCUCAUGCAAGGCAAUAAAUCCAUGGAUAGACUCUCACCCUGUGUUCAAAUCAUUGACAUUCGGCAACAACAACAAUCACAAAAAGGUGGUGAGAAAAAGUUAAUUGUAACGAUCAGCGAUGGUGUUCAUAGUUGUCCAGCCAUCCUCAUCAAGCCUACCCAAAAACCCGACAAGUUCAGCGUCAUCAAAAUUCUUGAAAGUUUGAAACACACCAAAGAUAUUCUUCUUAUUGUUAAAUAUUCAAUUGAAGAGAAUUUGGAUGCCAUGAUUGGAUCUCCUAAAAGCUACACUGCUGAUUCAAACUCAUCUGAAGCUGGCGGUGCCACGAGUUCUUCGAAUAACAGCAGUAGUGGUACCUCAGCCUCUACUCGCUCAUCAUCAUCAUCCACAACCAAUGUUUCCGAACACAGAAAACAAGUUAAAAAGAGUGCUGGCGUUGAAGCUGCUGAUAGUUUCUAUGAUGAUGGUGGUAUGAGCAGUGUUUUACAAGAGGGAGACCGAAUGACCGACGAUCAAGUUUCUCCCAUCACGAGUGUCAAUCCAUAUGACCAAAAUUGGGUGAUUAAGGCUCGUAUCACUCAAAAAUCUGAAUUGAGACAUUGGGAUAAGGGAACCACCAAGGGUUGUCUCUUCUCGAUUGAACUUUUGGAUGAAUGGGGUGGUCAAAUUCGUGCCACAUUUUUCAACGAUGCUGCUAAAAAGUAUGUCAAUGUAUUGAAAGAAGGAGGUGUUUAUUUCUUCUCUGGAGGAAAGGUUAAAGACGCCAACAAAAAAUAUACCACCAUUCAACAUAAUUAUGAAAUUACUUUUGACCGUGGAACUGUUAUUCAAGCUGCCAAAGAAACAGCCAUUCCAGAAGGAAACUUUAACUUUACUCGUUUUUGUGAUGUUGGAAGUGUAGAAGAGAAUACCAUCUUGGACAUUAUUGGUGUAGUCAAACAAGUUUCCGAUGUGAAAGAUUUUACAACCAAGAACAACAGAAAGACUAAGCGUUGUAAUGUCACACUCAUUGAUAACUCAUCAAAUGAUCCCAACUCAUUCUUCCAAGUUGACUUGACCAUAUGGGGUGAUUUGUGUGAUUCGAUUCAAUUUAAGGAAGGUGAUGUUGUGAUCUUCAAGAAUGUUAGAAAGUCAAACUACAAUGGUAUUUCUCUCAACACUGUGAACAAUACUAGAGUUAUUACUCAAUCGAGUAUUCCUGAAUAUCAAGCUCUGGCUGAAUGGUGUGGUGAUCAUUCAAGUGGUUUUGGAGACGAAGUUGCCAUCAAAUUAACUCAACGUCAAACUGCUGCAAAUUCAACCAAAACAUUCAAAAGAAAGAAUGUUAUUCAAGACAUCAAAAACACCAAUGUCGAAGAUGUAAUGAGUGAUGCACUAACAUUUUAUUUGAGAGGAUAUGUGUCCUAUAUCAAACCUGACUUGUGGUAUGAGGCUUGCCCAAAUGAAAAGUGUCACAGAAAAGUCCAACCUGACGGAGACCACUAUAACUGCAAUACUUGUGGACCAGUUCCAUCAUGUAUUCGUCAAUAUAAGGCAACAUUUGCGAUUACUGACUGGACAGGAAAACAAUGGUGCCUAGGUUUUAAUAAUGCCAUUUUGGAAAUCUUUGACAAAGUUUCUGCUGAUGAGAUGUGUGAAAAAGCCAACUCGGAUCCACAACAUAUGCCUAUGGUUCUAUCGAGGGCAAACUGGACAAGAUAUGUAUUCUACAUUCGUGUCACAGCUGACAGGGCUCAAAAUAAUGAUCUGAAAUUGAAAUAUACUGCCUCACGAAUUUACAAUAUCGAUUAUGCCAGUGAGGCCAAGAGCGUUCUUAGCACGAUUAAGGAUUAUGGAUUUUAA